Oreochromis aureus is the source of this 1541-nucleotide messenger RNA. RefSeq lists its product as uncharacterized. The transcript is spliced from 6 exons. NCBI's taxonomy places the organism in Eukaryota, Metazoa, Chordata, Actinopteri, Cichliformes, Cichlidae. Bases 15 to 1001 code for a protein of 328 amino acids. The record is from RefSeq and is a predicted model, not a curated record. Gene Ontology annotation, biological process: response to bacterium.
GGAGCAGUGUCAAGAUGGUCAUAUUAUGGAUGGUAUUGGUUUUUCUUCAUGAAGGCUAUUCUCUGGUUCCAGUGAAAACCGCUCAUCUUGGUGAAACAGCAACUUUAACGUGUGCUAGAACUACUAAAGAGAUCAGCAGUAGAGUCCAGUGGUACAAGCAGAGUGUCGGAGAUACUCUUAAAUUAGGUGUUACAUUUUAUGGAACUACAAAACCUGUGUAUACUCCAGAGUUUCCUGAGUCAAGAUUUGAGGCAAAAAUUGAUAAAAAUUUUGGCAACCUGACUAUUGUGAAGACAGUCCAAGAAGAUGAGGGCUACUAUCACUGUGAGCAAGGCAGUAGUGUUAGUAGUGAAUGGAGAGGGAUGUAUUUGUUAGUAAAAGGAAACACUCAGAGGUCAUCAAACUAUAUCGUUGUCCAAAAGCAGAUGGAAUCAAAUCCAGUUUAUUCAGGAGACACAGCGACUCUCGAGUGUUCAGUCUUCUCUGAUUCUGAGAACAAGACGUGUCCAGGAGAUCAUAAUGUUUUCUGGUUCAGAGCUGGAUCUCAUCCAAACAUCAUCUACACUGAUAGAAAAAGAGAUAAUGAAUAUGAGAACAGAUAUCACCCUCAGAAAAGAUGUGUUUAUCGCUUCUCUAAGAACGUCAGCUCCUCUGAUGCUGGGACUUACUACUGUGCUGUGGCCGCAUGUGGGGAAAUAAUAUCUGGAAAUGGAACUAUACUUAAUAUUCAAGAGCAAACAACACAACCAGUAUUUUUUCAAAUGACAAUAUUAAUAGCCUGUUUGGCCGUUUCUGUUAUUGGAAACGUUUUCUUCAUCUGCAACCGAAGGGUAUGUAAAAAAUGUAAAGGAAUACGAAAUGCUAUAUCGGAAGUACAAACUGACAACUUCCACCAACCAACUGAAGCUGAUGAUGAUAUAAACUAUGCUGCACUGAAUUUUUCUGCUAGAGAAACAAGAGUAAGAAAGGCAGAGUUUGCUGAGGACAAUGUGUUCUCUUAAAUGUUGAGUUGAAUGCUAAAGACAAUGUUGAGCAUGUCCUGAAUUUUAAAUAAACCUCACAUUAUGUUACAGAUCCCAUGCCUGUGACUGCUUUCUGUGUUUUUUUCUAAAUAAAGUUAUGUAAUUAGUAAUAUGAUUUGCGACAUAGACACCUGUGUAUUGGUAAAUUCAUAUGUUUUGUUCUGUAAUUGAGUUGCUUAUUUAUGUUAUUAUAUAUUAUGAUAUUAGUAACAAUAUCCCUCAAGUAGAUCAGUAGAAUCCUUCCAAAAUAUUAACUGAUGAAAAUAUAACUAAUGAAAACUGUGUAAUCAACAGUCUGCAGAAUAUAAAUGUUGCUAUUGUUUUAAACAACCUUCUUUGCCACAGAUUAGUAAGUUAUUAUUAGUAGUUAGUUUCCAUGUUGCAACAAAACUGCAAUUCUAAUAGAGAACAUUUCAAACUUAAAUUUAAAGGUAUAGGUUCAGGAAGCAUAAGCUUUGUUUUACUCUGAAGCAUACUUUCUGUGAAGUUGAAAUAAGGAAUAAAGACAAUAAACUGUGA